UUUUCUUCCUUUAGCUUUUAAUUUUUUCAUUUUAAAAAUGUCAUAUGGCGGUAAUGAGCGUUCCCCGUUACUUAAAUCGGCAGCUGCAAAUACAAGUUUAAAUGCUUAUAGUGAAACUAAUUCAAGUCGAGAAGAAGCUAGACCAUUUGGUGAAUUGCCUGUAACAGAUAAUUUGGAACAAAAUGGGUCUGUUUUGUCAAAUUCUUCCUAUCAAAAUCCAGAAUUGCCUUCUUUAAGAAGUCCAAAUAUUAGUGGGUCACCAAUUCAACAUAAUGGGACUAAAAAUCCAAAACAAAAAGAAAAUAUAGACAUUCAAAGAGACGGGGAAGAAGAUUUUAAUUCUGAAGAUACUCCAACACAAAAUGGUCCAAUGGUUGUUUGCCGUGUUUGUGAAACAAAUAUUCCUUUUGUUGGCAAAACAAAUCAACAAGUUGUUCGGUGCUCUCAAUGUCAUGAGGUAACUCCAAUCAGAGCAGCCCCACCAGGCAAAAAAUAUGUUCGUUGUCCUUGUAAUUGUCUUCUAGUUUGUAAAGCCAGUUCUACAAGAAUUGCCUGUCCACGUCAAAAUUGUCGUCGAGUAAUUACUUUGGCUGCAUCUUCUCCCGUUGGGACUGCUGUUCGUGCCCCCGCGGGUACUUGCCGAGUUCAAUGUGUUCAUUGUGCUGAGGUUUUUAUGUUUAAUACACUUGCUAAUGCUGUUGCCCAUUGUCCGCAUUGUAAAAAUUGUUCUUCUGUCGGUGUUCGUUUUGCUCGUUCUCGUGCUGCUUUGAAUUUUUUUGUUAUGUUUAUUUUUCUUUUAAUUCUUGCUGGCCUUAUAUUGGCAAUUAAUUAUUCAAAACAAAAUAUUGGAUUAUUUAAAUAUAUAAUUUUGGGUUUAGUCUCUUUGGUUACUCUUUUCUUCUUUUAUCGUUUCAUUUAUUAUUAUUGGAGAUUGAAGAUUAGCCAAGUUGGUUUUUUUAAUUUUAAAAAAUUUAAGAACCCCUAAGAUAUUCAAUAAGGGUUAAAAAUUCAAAUUUUAUAAAGAAAAAGGGGGGGGGGGUAUAACAAACAUCUGGAGACCCAAAUUUAAUUUCUAGAUGUUGAGAUAAAUACUUUCUUUUAUUUUUUGGUUUUCACGUGCAAAAUUCCUCUUGUUUAUUUAUAGUACAAAAAUUUACUUUUUAUUUCUCUUAUCUUUGUAUGAUAAUUGAAAACAAAUGAAAAGAAAAUUUAGGGGAAAAAACAGAAUGGGGAAAAGAGGGAAAUUUAAUCUAAUAAAUAAUUUUUUGGUUAAAAAUUAUUUUUAUUUUUUAGGUUCUUGGGCCUAUUUGAUGAAAUUUUUGUGGAGGGGAAUUAAUU
Molecule: messenger RNA, 1338 nt
Organism: Meloidogyne enterolobii
Lineage: Eukaryota; Metazoa; Nematoda; Chromadorea; Rhabditida; Meloidogynidae
Source: the annotation of a GenBank genome assembly